Rhagoletis zephyria (snowberry fruit fly) is the source of this 1043-nucleotide messenger RNA. RefSeq lists its product as uncharacterized. The record is from RefSeq and is a predicted model, not a curated record. Lineage: Eukaryota; Metazoa; Arthropoda; Insecta; Diptera; Tephritidae.
UGACUAGCCAAAUUGAAGGAUUGAAUCAACCACACUUUAGAUAGAAAACGUUUAAAAUGAAAUACUUGCUGGUAGUGGCUUUCGCCGCCUGCGCCUUUGCUGGCGCCCUACAACGCCCCGAAUCCAAGCUAUCGCCAAUCGAUGCCGAUAGCGAAAUCGAAGUGAUCUACGAAAAUGAAGAUGGUGUCCAAGAGAUUGCGCCCACCUUCAUUAUCUCAUGGCAGGUUCGUCGCGCUAUUCGUAGGCUACAGAAACAGAUGCCUUGCGGUUUCCCACAAUACGGCAUACCACCGCUAGUGCCCUUGAAGAAAAGCGAAGUUUCCGUACAUUACGAGCAUGGCAUUUUGGACACCGCUGAGGAGCUCACACGCUUCCGCGUUGACGGUUUAGACGACUUCAAAAUCAACAAAUUCAAGUUGAAUAUUGUACUGUCGAAGAUAACUUUUGAUUUCACCUUCCGUAACAUACGUGCCUCUGCACCACAGUACGCCACCAACACCAUUUUGGAUGCUCUUAACCAACUCGGCGUCUCGGUGCAAUAUGAAGGUGAUGGUUCCUUGGACUUUAGCUUGAAAAACUUGCGUGUUUCUGGUACUUUAAAAUAUAAAAUACCACUCUUGUGGGGAUCCAUAAGAAUCACAUCGUUGAAGACCAAAAUUGCGCUGGAGGGCUGCGACUCCAACAUCACUGGUAUCUUGGGCGAAAGCAAAUUGAAUGAGCUGCUCAAUCGUCGUCUGGAAAAUGCUGUCAUAUCGGGCAUCAACAACAAUCAAAAUCAGAUUUCAGAAAGUAUUGAGAACACCGUGGUGCCACGCGUAAACGCUUUACUUAAGGGUAAUGACUUCUGGGAUAUUUUGGAUAAAAUUUUGAAUAGUGAUGGCGCAGAGAGUGAAGAUGAGCCAAUUAAAACGAGUUGUGUAGCGCCCGAGGAUCCCUGGGCUUAAUGGAGAGUGGUAACUCCGCUAAGGAGUUUAAAGAAUUUUAAUCUGUAUGCUAAAGAAAUCUUAAUAAAGGAUGGUGCGUUGACGAUGGUUUGAAACCUA